Molecule: messenger RNA, 1176 nt
Organism: Huiozyma naganishii CBS 8797
Lineage: Eukaryota; Fungi; Ascomycota; Saccharomycetes; Saccharomycetales; Saccharomycetaceae
Gene: LIF1
Product: Lif1p
Exons: 1
Coding region: 1-1176 (391 amino acids)
Source: RefSeq, a predicted model, not a curated record
AUGCCGAAAUUUGUCAGUUGUGUCCUGAAUAUAGCGGAUAGUGAGACUCCUGAAAUUGGAAUUUGUGAAGCUCAACUGGACCAUGAAUUGACGUCUCUGGAGGACACAUUACAGACGUUCCACAUCAAAAAAUUGGUACUGAGUGAAGGAUGCGAUAUAUUUACCAAAGAAGAUGUUAGUAUAGGUGAUCUGCAUUUUUACCCCACUGUGUUGGAAAAAGGCCUACCCAUACAGGAUAACGGUGAUGAACUUCAUAAGACCUGUGUUUGGUACGAAUUUUUAAAGCUGAUAACUGCUCAUAAAAUCUACUGUGACAAGUACCAAAUAAAAUACAAGUUCAGUCGAUGGGGGUACCGUUUUAAAUUACUAGAAAGCUCCCAAUUAACAAUGGAGUUGAAACUUGGUACAGUCCGGAAAAAGAUAGCUGAGAUAACGCUGGUCAAAGCUAAUAGUGGAGAGAUGGAUCUUUUUGAUUCAGCGUACACUCUCUAUUUGAGUGUUUGUCUGAGCAACGAUGAGUACACCAACGUUGAAAGUAAAAUAAAGGAAUUAAACAUGGAAAUCGCAGCCAUGAAAGAUGAAAGGGCUCAUCUCGAUAAAAUUUUAGAGGAAAGGGACAAUAAAACCAGAGCCAUGAUGGUGGGGCUGCUCAACAGCAAAAAGAGGAAAAUUCUAGCGUUAGAAAAGAGACUUGACAGAUUUGAACAUGAGCCCAAGGAUUCAGAUGUGAUAAAUAAACAUAUAAUAUCAAAAGUCUCGACGUUGAACUCGCCAGGUAAGCGAAAACGAGUUUCAGGCCCUGCUUUUCAAGAGAGGCCUCGCAAGAAAAAUAAAGUCGAGGGAUCAGAUGAUUUUGAGAGAGGAGUCUCUAAAAGUAUGAAAAUAGAAGACGACUUUGAUAACUUUCAAUUCUACGGCAUUUCAACCCCAAGGAAACUUGAUCUGCAACAAGAUGAGGAGUCAUCAACCCCCCAUGUCAAAAUAAAAGAAGAACCAAGGAAACUUGAUUUUGAUUAUGAAGCAACACCGAAAUUUGAGGAACCGUCUGUUCCUGUCGGUGAUAGUAUUAUAGGAUCGACAAAUCAGCACAAAGAUACAGAAGAGUUUUAUGGUAGUAAUAGUGAUUCAGAGGUGGAAACAGAAUUGUCUACAGAAGAUGUAAGUCUUACACCUUGA